This is a messenger RNA of Nestor notabilis (Kea), 1512 nucleotides long. RefSeq names its product cysteine-rich secretory protein LCCL domain containing 2 (gene CRISPLD2). The transcript is spliced from 14 exons. The record is from RefSeq and is a predicted model, not a curated record. NCBI's taxonomy places the organism in Eukaryota, Metazoa, Chordata, Aves, Psittaciformes, Psittacidae. Bases 1 to 1512 code for a protein of 503 amino acids. Gene Ontology annotation, cellular component: extracellular region.
AUGAAUCCUGCCCUGCCUUGGAUCCUUUGUCUGGGAUGUGUGCUGCUCCUGACAAAGGCAGCCGAAUGCUUUAUCCUGCCGAAUUCAAGUCACCUGGAGAGCAUUCUGAGUAAAUACCAAGAUGGGGAAAUCAAUUCGAGAUCCAAGAGAGCCAUUUUAUUCUCAGACAGACAGGAGAUACUGAUGCUCCACAAUAAGCUGAGAGGGCAGGUGUACCCAGUGGCCUCUAAUAUGGAAUACAUGACUUGGGAUGAUGAGCUGGAAAGGUCAGCACAUGCUUGGGCUCAGCAGUGCAUCUGGGACCAUGGGCCUAGUGCUCUCAUCAGGUCAAUUGGACAGAACCUGGCGGUCCACUGGGGCAGGUAUCGGUCUCCAGCUUUCCAUGUGCAGUCUUGGUAUGAUGAAGUUAAAGAUUACACAUACCCGUAUCCUCACGAGUGCAACCCGUGGUGCCCAGACAAAUGUACUGGUGCUAUGUGCACACAUUACACCCAGAUAGUCUGGGCCACGACGAACAAGAUUGGCUGUGCUGUGAACGUCUGCAAGCAGAUGAAUGUUUGGGGAGAGAUAUGGGAGAACGCCGUCUACCUGGUCUGCAACUACUCGCCGAAGGGCAACUGGAUCGGAGAAGCCCCAUACAAGACCGGCCGCCCCUGCUCCGAGUGCCCACCGAGCUAUGGAGGAGGCUGUCAAAACAACCUCUGCUACAAAGAUUACCGUUAUGAAGAUCCCGUCAUCACCGAGGCGGAUGAGACAAACGAAGUGGAGAUUUCACAGGUUGCGGAGCAGAAGCCGGUGCGGUUCAACCUUCCAGAAGGCAAGACCCACAAACCCACCAAGCCCAAGAAAGUCAUCCCAGAGUCCUACAUGACACAAGUCAUAACAUGUGAAACCAAGAUGAGAGACAAAUGCAGAGGAUCAACAUGCAACAGGUAUUUGUGCCCAGCUGGCUGCUUGUACAGUAAGGGAAAGAUCUUUGGAACAUUUUAUUAUGAAAGUUCAUCAAGCAUCUGUCGCGCUGCAAUUCAUUACGGCAUCCUGGAUAAUAAAGGAGGAUUGGUUGAUAUCACGAGGAAGGGGAGGACACCAGCUUUUGUGAAGUCUACCCGGAAUGGCGUGGAGUCAUUUAGGAAAAACAAGCCUUCGAAUGCAUUCAUGGUUUCCAAAGUCACAACACAGACACUGGAUUGCUAUACUACCGUAGCUGAGCUGUGCCAGUUCAAAAAGCCGGCGACCCAUUGCCCAAGGAUUUAUUGCCCAGCCCACUGUAAGGACGAGCCAUCAUACUGGGCACCGGUGUUUGGCACAAACGUUUAUGCAGAUAGCUCCAGUAUCUGCAAAACUGCCGUGCAUGCAGGAGUCAUUCCAGAUGAAAGAGGUGGUUUUGUGGAUGUGAUGCCUGUAGAAAAGAAGAAAAGUUAUGUUGCCUCCCUAAAGAAUGGAGUCCAGUCUGAGAGCUUAAAGAAUCCUGCGGAUGGAAACGCCUUCCGGAUUUUUGCUGUGAAGCAGUAA